Messenger RNA from Tripterygium wilfordii, 646 nucleotides. Its product is annotated as histone H2AX. Gene Ontology annotation, molecular function: structural constituent of chromatin; DNA binding; protein heterodimerization activity. The transcript is spliced from 2 exons. The coding region runs from base 95 to 520 and encodes 141 amino acids. Gene Ontology annotation, cellular component: nucleosome. NCBI's taxonomy places the organism in Eukaryota, Viridiplantae, Streptophyta, Magnoliopsida, Celastrales, Celastraceae. The record is from RefSeq and is a predicted model, not a curated record.
UUCAACCAAGCAAAGCGCAUACGCCCAAUCGUUCUUGACAGGGAGAGAAUUUCUAGGGUUUAUACUUUAUUUCGUGUUUUUAAUCGAUCGAAGGAUGAGUUCCACCGGUGGAGGCUCGACAAAGGGAGGACGAGGAAAGCCGAAGGCGACGAAGUCGGUUUCGCGAUCGUCGAAGGCAGGGCUUCAGUUUCCCGUCGGCAGGAUUGCCAGGUUUCUUAAGGCCGGAAAGUAUGCUGAGCGUGUCGGGGCUGGAGCUCCGGUCUAUCUUUCUGCCGUUCUUGAAUACCUUGCGGCCGAGGUUCUGGAGCUUGCAGGGAACGCAGCCAGAGACAACAAGAAGAAUCGUAUAGUGCCAAGGCACAUACAGCUUGCGGUAAGGAACGAUGAAGAGCUGAGCAAGCUUUUGGGUUCGGUGACAAUCGCGAAUGGUGGUGUGUUGCCCAACAUUCACCAGACUCUUCUCCCCAAGAAGAUGGGCAAGGGCAAAGGCGAAAUUGGAUCUGCAUCCCAAGAGUUCUAGAUCUUUGUUUGUCUGUUAAUGGUUUUUGGUUAUAAAUUCUACAGUUGUAGUAUUCGACUCUCUUGUACUUCUUUCGCAACUUUUUGCAGACUUAAUGGAAAUCAAGAUCAAUAUUUUAUUGUCUUC